Molecule: messenger RNA, 646 nt
Organism: Glycine soja
Lineage: Eukaryota; Viridiplantae; Streptophyta; Magnoliopsida; Fabales; Fabaceae
Product: 50S ribosomal protein L18-like
Exons: 2
Coding region: 139-483 (114 amino acids)
Biological process (GO): translation
Cellular component (GO): ribosome
Molecular function (GO): structural constituent of ribosome; 5S rRNA binding
Source: RefSeq, a predicted model, not a curated record
ACAAGAUAUUAGAAGGACGGCGUCGUAAAUAUUUAUUUGACAAAGUGGGUUGUGAGGGCAGAGCGAGAGGGAGAGGGAGAGGGAUUGGAGUUGGGAGGAAUAGAAUACGCCUUGGAUCUUAUUCAGCUCAACUCAGAUAUGGUUAUCCCACCCCCUGUAAGGCCUCCCAGGAUCACACAAUUUCUCAAACCUUAUGUUCUGAAGAUGAAUUUUACCAAUAAGUAUGUGAGUGCCCAGGUGAUUCACAGCCCAACUGCUACUGUAGCCUCUUCUGCAAGCUCGCAGGAGAAAGCGUUGAGAUCAUGCUUGGAAACUAGUCGCGAUGUGGCUGCAGCUGCAAAGAUUGGGAAGAUACUAGCAGAACGCCUUUUGCUUAAGAACAUUCCUGCUGUUUCUGUUCACUUGAAGAGAGAGCAGAAGUAUCAUGGUAAGGUUAAAGCGGUUAUUGAUUCUCUCAGGGAAGCUGGUGUUAAGCUGCUUUGAGCAUGAUUGUUUAAUUGUACCUUAGAGAGAACAUCCUUGUUGGAUCUUAUUUUUUAGGUUUUCGUCAUUACAGCAAGUUACUGAUUGAUCAUAUUUCUCAAAGACCUUAGUUAAUUACGUUACUAGAAAUAAGAUGAGUGUUGAUGGUUGCUUAGAUUGUCUA